Messenger RNA from Cucumis sativus (cucumber), 1512 nucleotides. Its product is annotated as protein MULTIPLE CHLOROPLAST DIVISION SITE 1. Bases 137 to 1213 code for a protein of 358 amino acids. Gene Ontology annotation, biological process: chloroplast fission. The record is from RefSeq and is a predicted model, not a curated record. Gene Ontology annotation, cellular component: chloroplast; chloroplast inner membrane. The transcript has 6 exons. NCBI's taxonomy places the organism in Eukaryota, Viridiplantae, Streptophyta, Magnoliopsida, Cucurbitales, Cucurbitaceae.
UUACUCCAGCGAAACCCAAACCCUAUCCUCCAUUGGCUCUUUCAUUUGCUUUGGUAUGGCGUCUUUGUGCAUUUUCUCGUCUCCACCAUUCUAAUUCCUCUUUUAUUUUCUUUCAGUAUGUUUUCCUGCACCUGUAAUGGCACCCAAUUGGACUCUGCAGUUACAUUCUCUUUCUUUCCAGCCAUACGUAUGGGUUCGAAAGCCUCCUGCUCUGUCCGCCAUAUCCCAACUUGGAAUUGGUUCUAAAUGGGAUGGCAUUAGGUAUGGUCAUUUGAACUGCAACUCAGAUCGGUCUCGAAUUGGUGGAAAUUUUGUUGUAAAAUCGGGUGAGGGCUCCGCAAGCACUGAUUCCGGCGGAAAUGUCGAAGGGGAUGAAAUUGUGCUCAAGAGUGGGACUGGUAGUGUGGCUUCGGAAGAUUACAUAGGGAAAAUGCAGGAGAUGAUUAUUUCGUCACCUCCAGGCGUUUUCUUGAUGAACAAAUGUACUCGAAACGGUCUUGCAAUUGGAUUUUGCGUUGUAACUGCUUGUUUAGCAAUUGUUGCAAGAGUGUAUUUGAUGAGGAAGUCCAGGAACAGUCAUUCCGGAUCAGUGGCGGAUCUUGUUAGGCGAGGUCAGCUGAGAUCUGACAGAAGAGGCAUUUCUAAACCUUUAAAAUACAACGACCCCUUUAAUAAUCCACUGGUGAAGGUUGACAAAAGCAAUUCGUCUGUAGAAAUGUGUGGAAAGGUUUAUCGGUUGGCUCCAGUUACUCUUACUAAAGAGGAACAAAAUAUUCAUCAGAAACGGAGAUCUCGGGCAUAUCAGUGGAAGAGACCAACCAUGUUUCUUAAGGAAGGAGAUUCAAUUCCUCCUGAUGUUGACCCGGAUACAAUCAGGUGGAUUCCUGCAAAUCAUCCUUUUGCAACAACGGCUAGUGAUAUUGAUGAAGAUUUGGCCCAGAACAAUGUCUACCAAAAGCAUGGUGUUCCUUUCCGUAUUCAAGCGGAGCAUGAGGCUUUGCAGAGAAAGCUUGAAGCACUUCAGAGUGACCAGAAACUGAAUAAUUUAUUUAUAGAUCCUGGAAGUGUGAAGGAAUUUGAGAGGCCUUUUAAGUCAAAAUCCAAGUCAGAUGAACAAGUAGAACAAAGUUCUUCAGAUCACCAAACUGGAGAGUCAAAGCCUCCAAACUCUUUUGGGGGUCAAUCUUCGUCCGAUGAAGCACAGAAAUCCUGAGGUAAGGUUUGCUGUAUAAAAUAGGGAUUAGCUUGCAGUUUUGCUAUUAAUACACACCACGAAGUUAGUUAUUGAGGGGCCCUAUUGUAUAGUAUGAAUGCGUGCAGACUUGUUUCAUUAGUUCAUCCAGUUGUGAAUCCACGGAUUUCUGUUGGAGACAAACUUAUAAAGACUAAACUUGGUUGAAUUGGAGGAAUAUAAUAGCUUCUUGGUAAUAAUAUUAUUGUUUAGUCGGAUGCUGCCUCUUGCCUUGUCGCAUUCAAUAGAUAUCUGAAAUCAAGAUUUCAGAGAUUAUUAUA